Molecule: messenger RNA, 2980 nt
Organism: Mastomys coucha (southern multimammate mouse)
Lineage: Eukaryota; Metazoa; Chordata; Mammalia; Rodentia; Muridae
Gene: Il11ra
Product: interleukin 11 receptor subunit alpha
Exons: 14
Coding region: 1179-2621 (480 amino acids)
Cellular component (GO): membrane
Molecular function (GO): protein binding; cytokine receptor activity
Source: RefSeq, a predicted model, not a curated record
GUGCAUGCCUGUAAUUCCAACACAUGGGAGGCUGGAUUAGGAUUGGGAAUUUGAGGCCAGUGUGGUUACUUAGCAAGCAAGGCCUAGUUUCUGAAACCAAAGCCAAGCUGGAUCUCAUGUUACAGGUCUGUAAUCCUGGCUAUCCAGGAUACUGAGGCAGGAGGAUUGCAAAUUCAGGGCUAGCCUGGGUAGCUUGGUGAGACUGUCUGGUACAAAGGACCCGAGAAAUAGGUCAGUGAUAGAGUGUGUCUGACACAUGUAAGUCCCUGUGUUCAGCCCUAAGUAUAAAGAAGAAAUUCUACCUCUGUUCUCUGAACAAUAUUCAGUAUUGUUUCCAAUAGGUGAUAUAAACAGCACGCUAAUUUAAAAGACUGUUUUAAAAUCUUGUGUUCUUAGCUUGGCAGGGUCUUCCGGAAGGCCAGAGCCGUUUGCAUCACUGAGCCUUAAAGUUUGGUGGGGAGAGAAAGGGGGGAACGGAGUCUUAGGGUCAAGAAGUCACACUAAGCCUGGACAAGUGACUGGGUCUGACCGAGAAAACCCUGGCUUUCUCUCCUUGCUGUCCAACCGGGGGCUGUUCUUGAGACCUUGGAGGCUUGGAAGCGGGAUGGGUGCCUGGAAUUGGAAAUGUUUCCUGGGGCUGGAAAAUCAGAUAAAGUAGGCACUUCCCUUUUUCCGAUGAGUAGGUGGUUGGUUUCUUAGGGCAUACGUAAACACACACACACACACACACACACACACACACACACACACACACACACACACACACGCUAACCUUACCUAAGGUUUGGAAAGCCUGGGAAGUUUUAAAAACAGCACAGGCGUGUAGAUGUAACGAGGAGAUUCUGAUUUCAGUGGCACGGGAUGCGGCCUGACAUUUUUAAAAGUGUAAGAGAACUAGACCAGCCCUCUGGCUCCCUAUCUUAUCUGGAGUCAGGGGCACCUUCAUCGCUGCCCGGUGGUUCAGUAGGGAACCUGAGGCUGUGUGGACGCCAGGGAGAGGAAGGGCCUGGGCACUUUGAGGCCUGCUGUCCCUGGGAGGACAGGCCUUCAGGAGACGUCUGAGGAAUGCAGUUUCACGUUUUACCCUCGGAAUCCUACUCUUGACACCCUCCUCUAAGUUCCAGACGGGACAGGAAGUGUCCAGAGGAGGUGGAAGUGAUUGGCAGUUGGAGGCUCCAAUGGGCCGAGAGCCCCCCCUGCUUCACCUCUCUCGUUCUAUUGGCGCUGGGAGGAGCCGCCCCCACGGCCGGCGCUCAGCACUGGAGGGAGCAGAGGCCGGGGCAGAGGGUGAGGGCGGAGGGCGCUGGCGGCGGCUGCCGCAGAAGAUGAGCAGCAGCUGCUCAGGGCUGACCAGGGUCCUGGUAGCCGUGGCUACAGUCCUGGUGUCUUCCUCCUCCCCCUGCCCCCAAGCUUGGGGCCCUCCAGGGGUCCAGUAUGGGCAGCCUGGCAGGCCUGUGAUGCUGUGCUGCCCUGGAGUGAAUGCUGGGACUCCAGUGUCCUGGUUUCGGGAUGGAGACUCAAGGCUGCUCCAGGGACCUGACUCUGGACUAGGACACAGACUGGUCUUAGCCCAGGUGGACAGCCCUGACGAAGGCACUUACGUCUGCCAGACCCUGGAUGGUGUUUCCGGGGGCAUGGUGACCCUGAAGCUGGGCUUUCCCCCAGCGCGUCCCGAGGUCUCCUGCCAAGCAGUAGACUAUGAAAACUUCUCCUGUACUUGGAGUCCAGGCCAGGCCAGCGGUUUGCCCACCCGCUACCUUACUUCCUACAGGAAGAAGACCCUGCCAGGAGCGGAGAGUCAGAGGGAAAGCCCAUCCACUGGGCCUUGGCCAUGUCCACAGGACCCUCUGGAGGCUUCCCGAUGUGUGGUCCAUGGGGCAGAGUUCUGGAGUGAGUACCGGAUCAAUGUGACUGAGGUGAACCCACUGGGUGCCAGCACGUGCCUACUGGAUGUGAGAUUACAGAGCAUCUUGCGUCCUGAUCCACCCCAAGGAUUGCGGGUAGAAUCAGUACCCGGAUACCCAAGACGCCUGCAUGCCAGCUGGACGUACCCUGCCUCCUGGCGUCGCCAACCCCACUUCCUGCUCAAGUUCCGGUUGCAGUACCGUCCAGCACAGCAUGCAGCCUGGUCCACGGUGGAGCCCAUUGGCUUGGAGGAGGUGAUAACAGAUGCCGUGGCUGGGCUGCCCCAUGCCGUACGAGUCAGUGCCAGGGACUUUCUGGAUGCUGGCACCUGGAGUGCCUGGAGCCCAGAGGCCUGGGGUACUCCAAGCACUGGUCCCCUGCAUGAUGAGACACCUGAUGGCAGCCGGGAGCACGAACAGCAGCUAGAGGCAGUAGCUCAGGAGGAUAGCCCUGCUCCUCCAUGGCCUUCCUUGCAGCCAGACCCAAGGCCACUUGAUCACAGGGACCCCUUGGAGCAAGUGGCCGUGUUAGCAUCUUUGGGAAUCUUCUCUUUCCUUGGCCUGGCUGUUGGAGCCCUGGCACUGGGGCUGUGGCUGAGGCUGAGACGGAAUGGAAAGGAUGGACCUCAAAAACCUGAGUUCUUGGCACCAAUGAUUCAGGUGGAAAAGCUUCCAGGAAUCCCAAACCUGCAGAGGACCCCAGAGAACUUCAGCUGAUUUCAUCCGUAACCCUGUCAGACUUGGGUGGUCAAAUGGACAGGCAGAAAGAGGUAGGGCAGUGGAUUCCGGUGGAUGGAGUUCUCAGCUGGAUGUCUGGAGCCCUUUUCUUUGACACCUAUACUCCAAACCUGCUGCGGGCUGAAUGCUCUCUGGACCUCUGAUGUCAUCCUUGAGGUGGAAGUCUGCCUGAAGAAUAUGUAUAGAAGUCUGUGUUCCGUGACCGUGUGUAUGUGAGACAGGGAGCGUUAAGUUCUCUGUAUGUGUGUACAGAUGACUGGAGAGUGUGUGUGGGUCUUGGGCUUGGCCCUUCUGGGGAGUGUGAAGAGUUAAAAUAAAAGAGACAGAAGUUUUUUGGA